This is a messenger RNA of Macadamia integrifolia, 750 nucleotides long. RefSeq names its product probable ribose-5-phosphate isomerase 3, chloroplastic. Gene Ontology annotation, biological process: pentose-phosphate shunt, non-oxidative branch. The coding region runs from base 16 to 570 and encodes 184 amino acids. Lineage: Eukaryota; Viridiplantae; Streptophyta; Magnoliopsida; Proteales; Proteaceae. Gene Ontology annotation, molecular function: ribose-5-phosphate isomerase activity. The transcript has a single exon. The record is from RefSeq and is a predicted model, not a curated record.
CUUCCAUGAAGAAACAUGGUGGGCGUACCCACAGCAAAGCAUACAGCCAAACAAGCCACCUCACUGGGUAUUCCCAUUUCUCUGCUUGAUGACCACCCACAUAUCGAUCUUGCCAUCGACGGCCCCGAUGAGGUCGACCCACAACUCAAUUUGGUGAAGGGAUGUGGUGGUGCUCUCCUGAGAGAGAAGAUGGUGGAGUUUGCUUUGGACAAGUUCGUUGUGGUGGCCGAUGAGAAUAAAUUGGUUGAUGGUUUAGGUAGUAGUGGUCUAGCUGUGCCGGUCGUGGUCGUGCAGUUUUGCUGGAAGUACAACUUGAAGAAGUUAGAGAAAUUGUUUAAGGAAGAAGGCUGCAAGGCUAAGCUCAGAGUGAAUGCAGAUGGGAAGCCCUAUCUUACUGAUAAUUCAAACUAUAUUGUUGAUUUGUUCUUCAAGACUCCAAUCAAGGACGCGGCAGCAGCAGGGAAAAAGAUGUCGGGAUUUGAAGGAGUGGUGGAGCAUGGAUUGUUUCUCGACAUGGCCUCUGUGGUUAUUAUUGCCGGGACGGAAGGAGUGAGCAUGAAGGUUAAGUGAUUUUUGAAUUGUGGGGUGAGAAAUUAGAACUAUCAUUGUUUCUCAAUUCCCAUAUAUUUUCCUUUUCUUCUUCUGUCUUUUUUCGUAUCCUUCAAUUCCUCUCUUUUGGGUACAAUUUUAGGUUUGUAAAAUUUAGUUGGAUCAAAUGGAUAUUUAAUUAGAAAAUUUAUAUUCUAUAUC